Molecule: messenger RNA, 10010 nt
Organism: Centropristis striata (black sea bass)
Lineage: Eukaryota; Metazoa; Chordata; Actinopteri; Perciformes; Serranidae
Product: spectrin beta chain, non-erythrocytic 1-like
Exons: 43
Coding region: 342-7457 (2371 amino acids)
Biological process (GO): actin cytoskeleton organization; protein localization to plasma membrane
Cellular component (GO): cell projection; cell junction; plasma membrane
Molecular function (GO): structural constituent of cytoskeleton; phospholipid binding; actin filament binding
Source: RefSeq, a predicted model, not a curated record
CUUCUUCCUCCUCCUCCUGCUCCUCCUGCUCCUCAUUGUGCUGCUUCCUCCGGCGGAGGAUGGGAGGUUCCUGUUGGCUGGAGGUGUGAUGAGAGGAAGCGGCAGCGUGAUGCUGCUGAGCCAGCGCUUCAGCUGAGAGAGAGAGAGAGAGAGAGACUCGCUUCUAGUGUCGCUCGCCCCGGAGGUGUGAAGGAGCAGCGAGUCCUCCUCAGUCUGCCGUGGAAUAAUCUCACUUUCACCUCCUUUAUCCACCUGGAAGCUUGUUUUCUCCUCUUGAGCCUGAAGGAUCCGUCUGGAGCCUCCUGCUCCUCCAUGAGGACGCUCCUGCUCUGAGUCCCACCAUGGAGCUCCACCUCUCCUCCCCGGCCCUGGACUAUGCGGGGCCCCUGUCCCCGUCCCCCGGGGGGCCCGGCCCGUCCCACGGCUCCAGCCCCGGCCGGGGGCCCAGCCCCAGCCUCAGCCCCAUUAGGGGCCCCAGCCCCAUCAGGGGCCUCAGCCCCGGGCCCGGCUUCUCCGGACAGGCCGCCUUCAACUACAACCAGCUGGAGGGACGAUUCAAACAGCUGCAAGAUGAGCGUGAGGCGGUCCAGAAGAAGACCUUCACCAAGUGGGUGAACUCCCACCUGUCCCGGGUCUCCUGCAGGAUCACAGACCUCUACAUGGACCUGAGGGACGGACGCAUGCUCAUCAAGCUGCUGGAGGUCCUGUCAGGAGAAAGACUGCCCAAACCCACGAAGGGCCGUAUGAGGAUCCACUGCCUGGAGAACGUGGACAAGGCGCUCCAGUUCCUGAAGGAGCAGCGGGUUCACCUGGAGAACAUGGGCUCCCACGACAUCGUGGACGGGAACCACCGGCUGACCCUCGGCCUCAUCUGGACCAUCAUCCUCCGCUUCCAGAUCCAGGACAUCAGUGUGGAGACGGAGGACAACAAGGAGAAGAAGUCGGCUAAAGAUGCUCUGCUGCUCUGGUGUCAGAUGAAGACGGCCGGAUAUCCAAACGUCAACAUCCACAACUUCAGCACCAGCUGGAGGGACGGGAUGGCCUUCAACGCUCUGAUCCACAAACACAGACCGGACCUGAUCGACUUCGACAAGCUGAAGAAGUCCAACGCUCACUACAACCUGCAGAACGCCUUCAACCUGGCGGAGCAACACCUGGGCCUGACCAAGCUGCUGGACGCAGAGGACAUCAGUGUGGACCACCCUGAUGAGAAGUCCAUCAUCACCUACGUGGUGACUUACUACCACUACUUCUCUAAGAUGAAGGCUCUGAAGGUGGAGGGCAAGAGGAUCGGCAAGGUGCUGGACAACGCCAUCGAGACGGAGAAGAUGAUAGAGAAGUACGAGUCUCUGGCCUCAGACCUGCUGGAGUGGAUCGAACAGACCAUCAUCAUCCUCAACAACAGGAAGUUCGCCAACUCUCUAGUGGGAGUUCAGCAGCAGCUGCAGGCCUUCAACACCUACCGCACCGUGGAGAAACCCCCCAAGUUCACAGAGAAAGGGAACCUGGAGGUUCUCCUGUUCACCAUCCAGAGUAAGAUGAGAGCCAACAACCAGAAGGUUUACACUCCCAGAGAGGGAAAACUCAUCUCUGACAUCAACAAGGCGUGGGAGCGUCUGGAGAAGGCGGAGCAUGAGCGUGAGCUGGCUCUGAGGACGGAGCUGAUUCGUCAGGAGAAGUUGGAGCAGCUCGCUCGCCGCUUCGACCGCAAAGCAGCCAUGAGAGAAACGUGGCUGAGUGAGAACCAGAGGCUCGUCUCCCAGGAUAACUUUGGAUUUGAUCUCCAGGCUGUUGAAGCUGCUACAAAGAAACAUGAAGCGAUAGAAACGGACAUCGCAGCGUACGAGGAGCGAGUUCAGGCCGUGCUGUCGGUGGCGAGGGAGCUGGAGGCCGAGAGUUACCACGACAUCAAACGCAUCACGGCCAGGAAGGACAACGUGAUCCGGCUGUGGGAAUACCUGCUGGAGCUGCUGAAGGCCCGCCGGCAGCGUCUGGAGAUGAACCUGGGCCUGCAGAGGGUCUUCCAGGAGAUGCUCUACAUCAUGGACUGGAUGGACGAGAUGAAGAUGCUGCUGCUGUCCCAGGACUACGGUAAACACCUGCUGGGGGUGGAGGACCUGCUGCAGAAACACGCUCUGGUGGAGGCCGACAUCGCCAUCCAGGCCGACCGCGUCCGCAACGUCAACAGCAACGCUCAGAAGUUCGCCGACGACAUGGAGGGUUAUAAACCCUGUGAUCCUCAGAUCAUCAGGGACCGGGUGGCCCACAUGGACUUCUGCUACCAGGAGCUGAGUCAGCUGGCGGCGGAGCGGCGAGCUCGGCUUGAGGAGUCCCGCCGCCUCUGGAAGUUCUUCUGGGAGAUGGCUGAAGAGGAGGGCUGGAUCCGGGAGAAGGAGCAGAUCUUGUCCUCGGAGGACUGUGGGAAGGACCUGACGGGCGCCGUUCGCCUGCUGAGUCAGCACAAAGCCUUUGAAGACGAGAUGAGCGGGCGUGCGGCCCACCUGCAGCAGACCAUCAGACAGGGGGACGAGCUGGUCAACAACGGGCACUUUGGAGCCGACAAGAUCAAAGAACGCAUCCAGGACAUCCAGGAGCAGUGGGCAGCUCUGGAGCGUCUCUCUGCGGUGCGUAAAGCUCGUCUCCAGGAGGCCUGUAACCGCCACCAGUUCCAGGCGGACGCGGACGACGUGGACACGUGGAUGCUGGACGUGCUGCGCAUCGUGUCCAGCGUGGACGUGGGACACGACGAGUUCUCGGCUCAGGCUCUGGUGAAGAAACACAAAGACGUGGCGGAGGAGAUCAGCAGCUACAGACCAGUGAUAGAAGCUCUCCACGAACAGAGACACACACUGGCUGCAGAGGAGGCGCAGUCAGAGGAGGUGCAGAGCCGCCUGGCGGGCAUCGAGGAGCGCUACAAGGAGGUGGUGGAGCUGACGCGUCUCAGGAAGCAGGCGCUGCAGGACGCGCUGGCGCUCUACAGGAUGCUGAGCGAAGCCAACGCCUGCGAAGUCUGGAUCGACGACAAGCAGCAGUGGCUCCACAGCAUGAGCAUCCCCGACAAGCUGGAGGACCUGGAGGUGGUGCAACACAGGUUUGAGAGUCUGGAGCCGGAGAUGAACAGUCAGGCGUCCCGCGUUGCCGUGGUGAACCAGGUCGCCCGGCAACUGCUGCACAGCGGACAUCCCAGUGAGAAGGAGAUCAAGAGCCAGCAGGACAAACUCAACACCAGGUGGAGUCAGUUCAGAGACCUGGUGGACCAGAAGAAGGAGAGUCUGAGUUCGGCUCUGGGGGUCCAGAACUACCACCUGGAGUGCAACGAGACCAAGUCCUGGAUCAAAGAGAAGACCAAGGUGAUCGAGUCGACCCAGGAGCUGGGUAACGACCUGGCGGGCGUCAUGGCGCUGCAGAGGAAGCUGACGGGGAUGGAGCGAGACCUCGCCGCCAUCGAGGACAAACUGGGCGACCUGGGGAAGGAGGCGGAGCGGCUGGGCUCCGAACACCCCGACCAGUCUGACGCCAUCAGGGGACGUCUGGCCCAGAUCACCACCGUCUGGGACGAGAUGAAGGACACCAUGAAGAACCGGGAGGAGUCCCUGGGCGAGGCCAGUAAGCUGCAGCAGUUCCUUCGGGACCUGGACGACUUCCAGUCGUGGCUGUCGAGGACGCAGACGGCGAUCGCCUCGGAGGACAUGCCCAACACGCUGGCCGAGGCCGAGAAGCUGCUGGCCCAGCACGAGAACAUCAAGAACGAGAUCCACAACUACGAGGAGGACUACCAGAAGAUGAGGGACAUGGGGGAGAUGGUGACGCAGGGCCAGACCGACGCCCAGUACAUGUUCCUCCGCCAGCGGCUGCAGGCGCUCGACACCGGCUGGAACGAGCUGCACAAGAUGUGGGAGAACCGCCAGAACCUGCUGGCCCAGUCCCACGCAUACCAGGUGUUCCUCAGGGACACCAAGCAGGCCGAGGCCUUCCUCAACAACCAGGAGUACGUUCUGGCCCACACGGAGCUGCCUGCGACCCUGGAAAGCGCCGAGGCGUCCAUCAAGAAGCAGGAGGACUUCAUGACCACGCUGGACGCCAACGAGGAGAAGAUCAGCGGCGUGGUGGAGACCGGCCGCCGCCUGGUAACCGACGGCAACGUCAACGCCGAGCGCAUCCAGGAGAAGGUCGACUCCAUCGACCAGAGACACAAGAAGAACCGCUCGUCUGCCAGCGAGCUGCUGACUCGACUCAAAGACAACAGAGACCUGCAGAAGUUCCUCCAGGACUGUCAGGAGCUGUCCCUGUGGAUCAACGAGAAGAUGCUGACAGCUCAGGACUUGUCCUACGACGAGGCCAGGAACCUGCACAGCAAGUGGCUGAAGCACCAGGCCUUCAUGGCCGAGCUGCAGUCCAACAAGGAGUGGCUGGACAAGAUCGACAAGGACGGCCAGGCUCUGAUGCUGGAGAAGCCGGAGACGGUCGCCAUGGUGACGGAGAAGCUGGCGUCCCUGAAGACGAUGUGGGCGGAGCUAGAGUCGACCACGCAGACCAAGGCCAAGUGUCUGUUCGACGCCAACAAGGCGGAGCUCUUCACUCAGAGCUGCGCCGACCUGGACAAGUGGCUCGGAGGACUCGAGGCCCAGAUCCAGUCAGACGACUACGGCAAAGACCUGACCUCCGUCAACAUCCUGCUCAAGAAACAACAGAUCCUGGAGAGCCAGGUGGAGGUGCGUCAGAAGGAGGUGGGGGAGCUGCAGGGCCAGUCUCAGGCUCUGAGCCAGGAGGGGAAAGGCUCCGAGGAGGUGGACGGCCAGCGGAUCGGCGUGGAGAAGAAGUUCCAGGCGCUUCAGGCGCCGCUGCAGAAGAGACGAGACGCUCUGAUGGCGUCCAGAGAAAUCCACCAGUUCAACAGAGACGUGGAGGACGAGAUCCUGUGGGUGGAGGAGCGUAUGGCUCUGGCCACGUCCACCGACCACGGACACAACCUGCAGACGGUGCAGCUGCUCAUCAAGAAGAACCAGACCCUGCAGAAGGAGAUCCAGGGCCACCAGCCGCGCUACGACGACAUCUUCGAGCGCAGCCACCACGUCCUGCGUGACGGCGGCGCGGCGGCCGAGCAGAUCCGCCAGCGGCUCGGCGAGCUGACGGCGCUCUGGGAGCAGAUCAGGAAGGAGACGGAGAAACGCCACGGGCGGCUCAGCGAGGCCCACGAGGCCCAGCAGUACUACUUCGACGCCGCCGAGGCCGAAGCCUGGAUGAGCGAACAGGAACUCUACAUGAUGCUGGAGGAGAAGGCCAAGGAUGAGCAGAGUUCUGUGGCGAUGCUGAAGAAGCAUCAGAUCCUGGAGCAGGCGGUGGAGGACUACGCUGAUACUGUUCACCUGCUGUCCAGCACCAGCAGAGGACUGGUAGCUGAGGAGCACCCAGACAGUGAGCGUAUCGGGAUGCGUCAGUCCCAGGUGGAUAAGCUGUACGCGGGGCUGAAGGACCUGUCGGAGGAGAGGCGGGGCAAACUGGACGAGAGGCUCCGCCUCUUCCAGCUGAACCGGGAGGUGGACGACCUGGAGCAGUGGAUCGCUGAGAGGGAGGUGGUGGCCGGGUCCCACGAGCUGGGACAGGACUACGAACACGUCACCAUGCUGCAGGAGCGUUUCCGUGAGUUUGCGCGGGACACCGGGACCAUCGGUCAGGAGCGUGUGGACACGGUGAACCGGCAGGCCGAUGACCUCAUCAACGGCGGCCACGGAGACGCCGCCACCAUCGCCGAGUGGAAGGACGGGCUGAACGAGGCGUGGGCCGACCUGCUGGAGCUCAUCGACACGAGGACGCAGAUCCUCGCCGCCUCCUACGAGCUGCACAAGUUCUACCACGACGCCAAGGAGAUCCUGGGACGCAUCCUGGACAAACACAAGAAGCUCCCCGAGGAGCUGGGCCGCGACCAGAACACCGUGGAGACGCUGCAGAGGAGCCACACCACCUUCGAACACGACAUCCAGGCUCUGGGGACACAGGUGCGUCAGCUGCAGGAGGACGCCGUUCGUCUGCAGUCGGCGUACGCCGGAGACAAAGCUGACGACAUCCAGAAGAGAGAAGGAGAGGUCCUGGAGGCCUGGAAGAAUCUGCUGGAGGCGGCGGAGGGCCGGCGGGUGAAGCUGCUGGACACCGGAGACAAGUUCCGCUUCUUCAGCAUGGUGAGGGACCUGAUGCUGUGGAUGGAGGACGUGAUCCGCCUGAUCGAGGCCCAGGAGAAACCACGUGACGUGUCGUCGGUGGAGCUGCUGAUGAACAACCAUCAGGGCAUCAAGGCCGAGAUCGACGCUCGCAACGACAGCUUCACCUCCUGCAUCGAGCUCGGCAAAGCUCUGCUGGCCAGGAAGCACUACGCUUCAGACGAGAUUAAAGAAAAGUUGUUGCAGUUGACGGACAAGAGGAAAGACAUGAUUGACAAGUGGGAGGACAGAUGGGAGUGGCUGCGGCUGGUCCUGGAGGUGCACCAGUUCUCCCGGGACGCGGGCGUGGCCGAGGCGUGGCUGCUGGGUCAGGACCCCUACCUGUCCAGCAGGGAGAUCGGUCAGAGCGUGGACGAGGUGGAGAAGCUCAUCAAACGCCACGAGGCCUUCGAGAAGUCGGCCGCCACCUGGGAGGAACGCUUCGCCGCUCUGGAGAGGCUGACCACGAUGGAGUUAUUGGAAGUGAGAAGAAUGCAGGAGGAAGAAGAGAAGAAGAGACAACCUCCGCCCACCGAGGCUCAGCCGGGCGAUGCUGCAGCUCAGCAAAGGGAGGGCGAGCCGGUGUCUCAGAACGGGCUGCCGUCCGAUCAGGAGUCUCCCCGGGAGAACGUGGACGGUGGGGAGGUUGUGAACGGCGUGUCGGAGCCCAGCCCCGCGGGGUCUCCUGGGGCGUCCCGCAAGGGCAAGGCCAGCCAGGCGGCGACGCUGCCGGCCAAGACCCAGCAGGACGCGCCCACCUCCCAGCUGGAGGGCUUCCUGCACCGCAAGCACGAGUGGGAGGGGCAUAACAAGAAGGCUUCAAGCAGGUCGUGGCACAACGUGUACUGUGUGAUCAACCAGCAGGAGAUGGGUUUCUACAAGGACCAGAAGAGCGCCAGUCAGGGGAUCCCGUACCACAGCGAGAUCCCCGUCAGCCUGAAGGACGCCGUCUGCGAGGUGGCGACCGACUACAAGAAGAAGAAGCACGUCUUCAAGCUCAAAAUCACUGACGGGAAUGAAUAUCUCUUCCAAGCCAAAGAUGACGAGGAGAUGAACGUGUGGAUCUCCGCCAUCUCGGCCGCCGUGUCGGGCGACAAGCUGGAGGUGACGCCGAGCAGCCACAGCACGCCGGCGCCCGCCGCGCGCGCUCAGACGCUGCCGGCGUCCGUCACCGCCGCCACCGCCACCGCCGCCGAGUCCAGCCCGGGCAAACGAGAGAAAGACAAGGAGAAGCGCUUCAGUCUGUUCAGCAAGAAGAAAUAAGACGCUCCUCCUCUUCCUCCUUUCCUCUUCCUCCUCCUCUUCCUCCUCUGGUGCUGUUUGGGCUCGCUCCUCAUCAUCGAUCCAUCUUUGAUGUUCUCGUAGCAGCUGAUACUAUAACAACUAAAAUUAAAUUAACUUCUAAUGUGAUGAAAAAUGAGGAAAAAAACUUUUAUUAACUCGAUCUGGACUAAAUCAGAUCCCAAACAGCAUCUCCUCCUCCUCUUCCUCCUCUCCUCCUCUUCCUCUUCCUCUUCCUCCUCCUCUUCCUCUCUCAAAGCGUGACUCCAGCAUGCAAGCUCCGAGCCAAAACUCUCUCCACUCUGUGCCUAUCAACCGUCCGGUCCGGCUCAGAGCUCGGUUCAGCUACAAACACACCACCUGUAUCCUCUGUUCAGUUUUUGUAAGAUAAGCAGCAGGAAAAAGUAGAGAAAAAAUAUUAAAAAGUGAAUUAAAAAAAAACGGGGUCUGCAAACGCUUUCCAGGCAGCUGCUGUCGCCGCUGAACAACAACAACACGAUGUAGAGGAGUUCCCACAAUAUUCCUGUUUAUUAUUAUUAUAAUUAUUAUUAUUAUUAUUAUGGCUAUUAUUUGUGUUUUCUAUCUUCCUUCUGUUUGCUUUCUCAUCCUCGCCCCGGCUGUCUGUCGACUCCUGCCUUCUGUGGGUCCGUGUUCGCCCAGUCGUCUCUUUUUUUUUUUUUUGCUUUAUUUUGGGAAGUUGUAGGUAGUUCCUGUUUGUUCGGGUCCAUCCUCAGUUUUUGCGAGGCCUUGUCUUUGCAAGAUGACGUGUAUCCCUCUGUAGUGGGGAAAACUGAGACCACGGCGGGGUAAAGCUCUGAAAAAUUACACCUCUAAAAAAAAAACACAGAGCGAGACAUCAAAGAGCAUCAAAUGCACUGAAUAAUUCUGCUUUUCUGCUGGUUGAAUCUGUGCAAUAAACCCGUGAAAAGCUCAGUGAAGUUACGCUGCGGUGCUGUCUAAUUCCUGCAGCUUCACAGAAGCGGAAGUAAUUUUGAGCGUUACCCUGCGGUGCUUUGAACUGUAUGUAUAACUUGUGUAUAACAAACUGUUUAAAAAAAAUAAACCUGUGUUUAAUUUCACCUAUAUUUACUACUAAUACGACCGUGAUAAGCUUCAUUUCUCUGCCUAACGAUGUGUAAUCUGACGGAGGAGCCAUAGAGCAGAAAUAACUGAGACCAGUGAGAAUGUUUGUCAGGUUUAUUUUCUACUCACACAUUUUGUUUUAGUUUUUUUUUCCUCCCCUCUGUAUUUUCUGUCAAAGGUUUAUUUAGUCUGACAAGUACGGAGACGUAGAUGUUCUAUAAAAUAACUUUUAGCUGUUUAAGUGGACGAGUUGGUUCUAAAAAUUAAAAUUAAAAAAAGCAUUUACUGGAAAAGUGAGUAAUGUUGCAGAAUUCUGGUCGCUUGCUUGUUGGCUUCAGCUCUUGUUUGUUUUGUUUUUAUUUCAGGACAGUGAAGUGAAACUGUUUCUGUGUGUUCGGAGGUUCUUUAAUGACAAAGUGACGACGAUCUGAGAGCGUGAACAUUAUUUUAUUCAUGUUCGGGGGCCUCAGUGUGUCGCAUGCUAUUUUUAAAAAAUCUAGCAUGUUAACUUGGUGCCAAAAGUUUGAAUCGCUCCUUAAUUUAGUUAUUUGACCCAAAAGAGGCUCCGGAAUAUUAAAACAUUAACAAGUUUUAAGCAUUAAACGUGAGCUGGUUUGUGGGAUUUGUAGCUCUAAUUAGACGAGUUUAUCUCGUCAUCUUAUUUUCUAAAACUUUGCAAAAACAGAGAAAGAUGAGUUCAGAUUUCACAAAUGAGAACUUUGCUGGAUUUAGUUAUUUGACCCAAAAGCAGCUCCUUAAUAUCAAAAAGCUUUGAAUCUUAAAAAGUGAGCCAGUUUGUGGGAUUAAUGGCUGAUUUAGGGAGUUCAUCUCGAAAAACGUGUCCUGAUUUCACUAAAACUGCAAUAACAGAAAUUCACAAAUCCAGCGUUGCUUCAUUUUGUCGUUUGCAGCUUCUUAAUAUCAAAUUAUUAAUAAGUUUUAAAGCUUCAAAGUGACCUGGUUUGUGGGAUUUGUGGCACUAAUCAUAUGUCUGUUAAUGGUCGUAUAAUCAGGGAGUUUAACUCCGUAAAAUAUACGAAAAACGUUUAAUGAAAUCUGCAAAAAACUGAAAAAGUUAAGUUUAGAUUUCACAAAUCAGAACUUUGCUGGAUUUAGUUAUUUGACCCAAAGCAGGUCCGUAAUAUCUAAAUAUUAACGAGUUUUAAAGCUUUAAAACCUGGUUUGUGAGAUUUGUGGCUCUAAUCAGACGAGUUUAUUUCUGUAAAAUAUAACAAAAAACGAAAUCUGCAAAAACAGAAAAGGUGAGUUUCACAGAUCCAAAGCUUGCUUGUUUUUGUUUUAUCCUCACUUGUUAUUUUGUCAUUAGUGAACUUCCUCACAUGGCAGGAGAUCAGCAGGAUGAGAGGUGGGUGUGUUUGUUUCCCACACCUGCUGCUGGUGGUGGGGCGGGUGGUGACUGGUCCUGAAAUGCUUCCUGUUUUUGUUUGUUUC